Molecule: messenger RNA, 3546 nt
Organism: Brienomyrus brachyistius
Lineage: Eukaryota; Metazoa; Chordata; Actinopteri; Osteoglossiformes; Mormyridae
Product: LIM and SH3 domain protein 1-like
Exons: 7
Coding region: 188-889 (233 amino acids)
Cellular component (GO): focal adhesion
Molecular function (GO): actin filament binding
Source: RefSeq, a predicted model, not a curated record
CGGCGUCGUGAACGCGCUGCACGCCCCGGACGCGUUUACUGACAGUCAGCUGUGCGAUCCGUGUCUGUCUACCUGCCUUGUACAAAAUUUACCGUUCUGAUCUUUUUUUUUUUUAGGGGGGGUCUUCUGAUAUUACAUAUAAAAUCGUAUGUUUUAAUCUAGCGGAUUACCAUAACACUCCAGGAAAAUGAACCCGCUGUGUAGCAGAUGUAACCGAGUCGUGUACCCGACGGAAAAAGUGAAUUGUCUGGAUAAGUAUUGGCACAAAGGAUGUUUCAGCUGCGAGAUCUGCAAGAUGACUCUGAACAUGAAGAACUACAAAGGCUUCGAGAAGAGACCAUACUGCAACGCACAUUAUCCCAAGACGACGUUCACCAGCGUGGCGGACACCCCGGAGAACCUUCGCCUCAAACAGCAGAGCAAGAUGCAGAGCCAGGUGCUGUACAAGGAGGAGUUUGAGAAGAACAAGGGCAAGGGUUUCAGUGUGGUGGCCGACACGCCGGAAUUGCAGCGGAUCAAGAAGACGCAGGACCAGAUCAGCAACAUUAAGUACCAUGAGGAGUUUGAGAAGAGCCGAAUGGGGGGAGAGGCUGUUCCUGCACAGCCACACAACCCACCUUCAGGUUUUCAUCAGCAACCUGCCGCCUCUCAAAAUUACAACUACGAACCUGAGCCCACACGUCCAGCAGCCGCAGCACCGCCCCCUAGUGCCGGGAAGCGAUACCGGGCUGUGUACGACUACAUGGCAGCUGACGAGGAUGAGGUGUCCUUCCAGGACGGCGACCUGAUUGUGGACGUGCAGCAGAUCGACGAGGGCUGGAUGUACGGGCGUGUGGAGCGUACGGGCCAACAAGGGAUGCUGCCCGCCAACUACGUGGAGCCUUUCUGAAGGGGGGUGGGGACUGGGGUAUCAUAACCUGGGGGGGUGGAGGGAGGGAGAAUGAGAACCAGAGCCCAGUGCCAUCCAGUUUUAAUGCACUUUCCCUCUUUUUUUGUUUUUUUCUGUUCUUUUUGCACCCCUACCCCCUCUGAAUCUGCCCCGCGUCUCACUGCAGGGGGCACUCAUUAUCUUUUCCCUUCUGUGUGUGUAGUUCCCCACAUCCACGCUCAGCUAAGGUGCAGCUGAUAAGUGGCACUUAAGUCUUAACCCAAUGUGUGUACGCCCCAGAGGUCACAUGUCUUAAACCCCGCCCCACAGAGAGCUUCAGGCAGCCAAUCACAGUUGUCUGAACGCAACUGGGACCAUCCUGCCUGGACCUUUGCUGUGUGCCAUGCUGUUUGCGGUUUGUUUGUAAGCACUCUUGAGUUCUUGCGUCACCACAUAACUGGAAUCGGGAGAAAAUUUAUCGUGGUAAAAUCGUAGUGAGCACUGCUAGCAUAGCGUAGCGCUCCAUCUUGGCCAUGCCUACUACCUACCUCUCUCAGAGGGGUUUGAUCACCUGGCCAUAUCAAAGGAGGCAGGGGACGUUGCCUGUCACUCAUCCUGACCAACAAUCAUACCCCCCCACCUAUUUGUGGUGUCAUCUUUUUGAAGCAGAAGUCACAGUUAGUCGGAAAUUAAAUGUUGCCAAGACACUUAAUUGCAAACAACAGGCCUGAAUGCCUUCACAUCUAAAUGAAUAAUACUUUCCUCUCAUCCUGGCCCUGGUGGGACAAGGCUGGUUAAGUCCCUACCAACGACUCACAGAAAGGUGCCCAAAUCACAGAGGUGUUAAGGAUUAAGGGAGAAGCAAAGCACAGUUUCCGAAAAGGUCAAUUCCAGCCACUUUUGUCAUUCCACUCCAUCUUUUUCAAAUAUCACAUUCCAAUCUGUAAUCUUCAGAAAUGUGCUGGAGAUGAAAUCCUGAAGAUGUAAUCUCAUGUAAUUCGAAUGUCUUUGGUUUUGUCACUAAUCUUUUGUGCGUGUGUGCCUGUUUCUGUAUCAUUUUCAUAUCUCUGCAUCUCAAUUUUUAAACGAGACCGCAGUAAGCUGCACACACAGAAAUACAAAUUCUUAAUCGGGUUGAAGCGUUGUAUUAUCAACCGGAUGAAACCUCAUUGUGCAGGGAUUGUUGGAGACCCGCAUGUUUGUUUACGCCUAUCAACUCUCCAAAAUCGACCGUAAAUUAAUAUCAUUCCGCGUUGGGCAAUCGCGCACUCAUAUCUUAAGGGGAGACCUCCCUCUGACGAUGAGUAUAUCAUUACGCAAACCAGAUGCUUAGCGCAUCCUUUUAUAGGCAACCUGCACAGCUGAGGGUCAUUUUAAAACCUAGGUGUACACUUGCGAGCUUCAUAAAUGAACCUUUUUGCGCCCCCAAUCCGGCUGCCUCUGCUUGCUACGCCGAAGCGGUUUUUUCUUAUGUAUUAACGAGCGCUGUUUCUGCGACCCUGCGUAUAAAAUCCUGAGCGCUACGGCAAUAAAGAUCGUCAGCCAUGGUUUGUCGUGCACCCAUUCUCCUACAUGUCCUUUCCAUCUUUACUGCUUCUCUUCUCUGCUCCCUCCCAAAUAUUUUUUUUUUGUGAUGCACUGUGACUGCCACAGAGGGAGAUGAAAUUAAAAAAGAAAACGAAGACAAUAUUUUAGGAGUAGGAAAUAAUGCUUUAAUAUGUAGCUGAAAGAUAUUUGCAAAUUUCUAUAUCUAUUUAAAAUGGGAAAAAGCUAUGAUAGCGAGGGAUUAGGUAAAGUGCGUAAACGUCAAGGCUUUGAAAUUGUUUUACAGUUAAUUUGUUGGCAUUUUGGCUGCGGAAAUUAGGGCUAAGGGUUUAGUAAUUUUACACACUAGUAGAUACUGAUGUGUCAUCGCGGAAUAGGCAAAAAGGGGCUCGUCUGGAAUAUGAACAGAGUGAUUUCUCAAUCGAACCAGCGGAAUAAGUGACAUUUGGGGUGGCGGAUGUCUGGCGUUACUGUGUGUUUCAAAACGAGAUACUGUUCACACGACACACCUCAAACGGCACUGCUGAACAAAAGGGCACCUGUCAUUAUUAAUUAUCUGUCUCAUUAACCGGUAACUGGACAUCUUAAAAUGUUUGGGUGACUGUACACGUACAGUUGCAGUCGUAUACAAUCGGUGCUAACAGUGAUUUGCUAGAUAACAUGGAGAGAGAGAACCGGUACUCUUUCCUUUGUCCAGCCUUUUGUUUGUCCCUGGGUUGAUUUUUUUUUCUUUCCUGCCAGACUGAACUUUUCCGGACCAUCCUUGUUGCUUAUUAAAGGCGUUGAUUCCCUGUCUAAAACAAUCUCUCACACACACACCCCAGUCCAUGGAGACGACCCCCACAACUCACAAUUGCUGAAACCUCAACCUAAAUCCCCAGCUUUCAUCAAAUAAAUCCUGCAUCCUUGUUUUCCCUGUGCAUAAAUAUUUUGCUUUAUGUCCAUACUCGGAUAUCAGACAUACUUAAUGCAUACAUUCCAACUUGUUUUUUAAACGUGUAUUAUAUCAACUGCACACAUAUUUAAGAAUCAGCAGCUCUCGUUGUCCUUUAUCGUUGCCCUGUCAUAGCUUUUAAAAUUGUUCUGAAGUCAAAUUGAUUCUCCAGAUUCAAUAAAAUAUUUUUGCCCAAUAA